This is a messenger RNA of Syngnathoides biaculeatus (alligator pipefish), 2055 nucleotides long. RefSeq names its product hydroxysteroid (17-beta) dehydrogenase 12a (gene hsd17b12a). The record is from RefSeq and is a predicted model, not a curated record. The transcript has 11 exons. NCBI's taxonomy places the organism in Eukaryota, Metazoa, Chordata, Actinopteri, Syngnathiformes, Syngnathidae. Bases 177 to 1169 code for a protein of 330 amino acids. Gene Ontology annotation, cellular component: endoplasmic reticulum. Gene Ontology annotation, molecular function: oxidoreductase activity.
AUCAGGCUCAGCAAGUGUGGCCGGGGGGGGGGGGAGUGGAGAAGCGUAAUGCUACAACCUCCUUAUAAAGCCACUCUCACGUCCUGCCGUGGAAAUUCGAGGCUUCCAAUUGAGGUCUCACUCACCCGACGAGUCUUACGCCCACUUUCGGACCGGACACCACCACCGCCGCUGCCAUGACGUGGAGCGACGUUCGGGGCAUGCUGCGCGGGGCCGAGACGCCUCUUUUCUGGGUCGGGGCCUUCGCGGUGGCCUCGGCGCUUCUGUGGCUCCUCUACCGGCUCCUCUCCGGCUUCAGGGUGUGGGUGCUGGGCAACGGGCAGCUGAUCUCCCCCCGGCUGGGCAAGUGGGCAGUUGUCACAGGCGCCACUGAUGGAAUUGGGAAAUCCUAUGCGGAGGAGCUUGCUCGUCGAGGGUUUGCCAUGGUGUUGAUCAGCCGGUCCCAACACAAGCUGGAUGACGUCGCCCGGUCACUUGAAGACCAGUUUGGAGUGGAAACAAAGACCAUUGCGGUGGACUUCGGCAAGACGAACAUCUACCCCUCCAUCGAAGCAGGACUUUCGGGCCUGGAGAUCGGCGUGCUCGUCAAUAAUGUUGGCGUGUCCUAUCCAUACCCGGAGUACUACCUCCAUAUUCCCGAUUUAGACAAUUUUAUCACCAACAUGAUCAACGUCAACAUGACUUCGGUGUGCCAGAUGACCCGCCUUGUUCUGCCCAGAAUGGCUGAAAGAUCCAAAGGCGUCAUCCUCAACAUCUCCUCGGCCAGCGGCAUGUACCCUGUCCCUCUGCUCACCAUCUACUCUGCCACAAAGGCCUUUGUGGAUUUUUUCUCCCGUGGCCUUCAGGAGGAGUACAGGCGUCAGGGCAUCGUCAUCCAGAGCGUGCUGCCCUUCUUCGUGGCCACCAAGAUGACCCGCAUCAGGAAGCCCACCCUGGACAAGCCCACGCCCGAGCGCUACGUGGCCGCCGAGCUCAACACGGUGGGCCUCCAGAGUCAGACCAACGGCUACUUCCCCCACGCCGUCAUGGGCUGGGUGACCACCAAGCUGGUGCCCAUCGGGAUCGUCAUCUUCCUGGGAGCACGCAUGAACCGCCUCCAGCGCACAGGAUACCUGCACAGGAGGAAGCUGCGCGAGCAGAAAAACGGAACCGGCUUGAAGACGGACUGAGACCACCAAUGCGGGACGUGACUGGAACGCGGUGCGCGCACGCAAACACUCCUUUUGACGGGUGGGGUCCAAUGAAAGAACGUGUGUGUGUGUGUGUGUGUGUGUGUGUGUGUGUGUGUGUUCGUUCCUGAUGAUCCGCCACAAAGGAAUCUGUUACUUGAGAUUAGAUGCUAUGGCCUUGGGGGGGCCGGGGAGGGGGGGAAAAAGCAAGAAAAAAUAAUAUUCAAAGAUUAAACUGGUUUGUUAAACCCUGCUGUUGUAAGCAGUGGACAUUGGUGGUGGGCUUUUAUACAGUAUAUAUAUGUAAAAUUAUUUAUUUUAUAUUUGUACAAAACCACACACACAACAACCUGAUGCUUUAAGACCGGGUUUCAGCCAUCUCCUUUUUCUUACGACAAUCCAAAGAUGCUGCUUGUUUCGGUGCAAACGGUGAAGUGUUGACACUUUGAUGUAUUACACGACAACUCCUUGUGGUGGGUUGAAGUUGCCAAAAAGGAGGAAAAAAAAAAAAAAAAAAGAUGCCUCACUGUUUUGUACUUGCGUUUUGUUCGGGUGGACGGACUCCACAGAAGUGCCUUGAUGUGGUCAUUGAUGCUGGAAUUGCAUGAGAGCAACUACAUUUUGCCUUUCGACACACACGUGUCCCAUUCUGACGUGCGACAGUAAUAUUUCACCAUAAACCGUUCACAAUGACCGCCUCACGUAUUUUCAGCAGGGAUUGUGCGAGUUUGGCUUAUGGAAUGUUCCGACGAGUGCCUCCUGAGUGUAAGCAAUAUUUUUAAGAUGCUUGAUUUUUUUUCCACUUUAUAUGUGAUAUUAUGCACUGUGUAUUUCCGAUUGUAGCUUGUUUUUCCUACCGUUUGUUAAUAAAAGUAUACAUUUAAUA